AUGGACGCGUCGUCGUCGUUCUCGUUCCGCGACCGCCUGGCUAUAGGGCACCGACUCUGCUCGACACGGCGGCGAGGUCUGCAUGCCAGUCCGCUCACCGGGGACGCGCGUCGCGGUGGUCUCCCUUGUGGCCGCUCCCUGGGUCUCAGCGCGAUGAGGAUGAGGGCAUCCUCGUCGGCCGCCUUGAAGGCGAUCGUGGCAUCGGCUUGGUUCGCCGUGCUGCUCGGUUCGGCCUCCCUCGCCGCCUCCGACGACGCAGGAUUCUCGCCGCCGCCGACCGCCGUACCAGCGGGUCCGCCGCGCCCGGCACUCCGCGCCGUCGCUGCCGCCCUGCCCGUGCCCGUGCCGGUGCCAGCUCCGCUGCCCCGCAAGAUCCUCCGACCGCCAGGCGUCGCCGGCGGCAGCGGAGGAGCAGCAGGAGGCCCGGUGCGGCCGAGCCGGAUGGACGAGGGGUGCGCGGGCGCGGAGGACAUCGCCAUCUACCAGGGCCACGCGUCGUCGCUGCCGGGCGGGGUGCCGGCGUACAAGGUGGACGUGAUCAACCAGUGCAUGGGUGACCUGGACGGCGGCGACUGCGCCAUCGCGGGCAUCCACGUGCGGUGCGGGUGGUUCAGCUCGGUGAGCCUGGUGGACCCUCGCAAGUUCAGGCGCCUGGGCCACGACGACUGCCUCCUCAACGACGGCCGGCCACUGCUCGGCGGCGAGACCAUCUCCUUCGAGUACGCCAACUCGUUCCCGUACGAGCUCUCCGUCCGCGUCGCCACCUGCGUCGACCCCACCACCACCCCGUAG
Molecule: messenger RNA, 792 nt
Organism: Miscanthus lutarioriparius
Lineage: Eukaryota; Viridiplantae; Streptophyta; Magnoliopsida; Poales; Poaceae
Source: the annotation of a GenBank genome assembly